Ceraceosorus bombacis is the source of this 2402-nucleotide messenger RNA. The record is from the annotation of a GenBank genome assembly. NCBI's taxonomy places the organism in Eukaryota, Fungi, Basidiomycota, Exobasidiomycetes, Ceraceosorales, Ceraceosoraceae.
AUGCACCGUGCGUGACAAUGCUUCGUAGAGGUGGCACGCAGCAGAGCUCUGACUCUACGCUUCCACCAUGCUGCGCGGAACAGCCCGCAGUCCAUACGCGAAGAAGCGGCCUGACUUUGACAAGCUUGCCAAGCUAUACCCAAAACAGCUGGGACCGCAGUGCGUCGAGCUUGCUGAGAUGCUGUCGUCGUCGCACGAUGCCUUUCUCACUCGAUUGCUGAAUCACCUGGCAGUGUCACUGAACAAAGCAACGGUCGAGUUCUCAUCGAUUUUCAGAAUGGCGAUGCUUGCAGGUGAUUCGAUGGCCCGAAAAGAGCAUUGGAUCUUCAAACUGGCUUUCUGACUUUGAUCAAGCCUUUGACAUGUAGAGCUUUGACCCAGGUGCUGCUUCUGCACGAUUUUGGCAUACACGCGCCUCAAGCAGCCGAUCGUCUAUGUCCUCCAGUGAGCCGUACAACAAAUUGUCGGCCCGAGUGUGAAGCGGCUGGAGGCUUUGCUGACCAACCAAGAGCUCCGACGCUUCAUGCAGGUUCCGAACAGGUGAGGAUCAGGCUUUCCUCCUUUUGGCUCAUCGCCGCUGACCCCGAUGGGAGAUCUCUUGCAGACUCAACUACGUUCUCUGGGUGCAAGAUCUACUGGCUGCCUCACUACAGAGUGGCACGACAGGCACAUCGCCACCGACCGCGCUGUGUGAUGUCCCAACCCAUUCGUCCGCAGCGAUUGAAAGCGAACAUCGAAGCAAGCGGCAGCGAAUCGAGAAUGACAAACCCAGCGGGCAUCCGGAAGGGUCCGUGCACAUUCUAGACAUGUGAGAUUGCAAGCGAGUAGACCGAGAUAACGACGAGAGAGGGCGCUGAGGUGUAAAAACACACUUGUUUUGAAGUGGCACCGGAGCAAGCGGCAUCUAUCCUCUGCUGGGCUGCGCGUUGGAUGACCGUUGGACAUUCACCGCGACUGGUGAGCAUGUCGUGUCAAAUAGUGCGGUGUGCAGUAAUUGAUGAAUACCCUUUGGGACAGACAUUGACGGAGAAUCUCUGAGACUUGCCCAAAAGAUUGUGGAUGCUCCUGAGAACGAGAGCAAGCGCCUCAAGAAUCGCAUUCUCUAUCUCUUCCGCAAGAAGAGUGAUAGUCUUCUCCCAUUGGACCAUGCAGAAGGCACCGGGGCUUCCGAACGGGCACUUCUGUACUAUGCGACGAUGUGCAACCCACCUUUCUACGCAAGUACGGACGAAAUGAAAGAAUCUGCCGAAGCAAAGGUGGAGAAUCCGAGCGCAGUAAGUGAAGAGUCUGUUAGACUGGGCCCCCUCACCGCUGACCGCAUCAGCGCACCUAACUAGGCAUGCACGGGUACAGAGAUCGAAAUGAUCACUCAAGGUGGCGAGGUUGCCUUUGUGACACGCAUGAUACGCGAAAGUCUUGCUCCUGAAGCACGAGAGAAGAUUGUGUGCGUUCCUCACUGGCGGUGCGCGUACGGAUACACUUUGUAGCUGAAUUGACGUGGUGUCGUUGCGUACUCAAGGUGGUUAUCGUCCAUGCUCGGCAAAAUCUCCAGUGUCUCUGCGGUAGUCAAGGAGCUGCAAAGCAAUCGAGUAAGUCGUUAGGAAAAUGGCGUCUCUCCUCUAGCACAAGCUGACCGAGAGCUCCGUCAGAUCGACAAUUACGCCCUAGCAGAAUUUGUGCAAGGGCGAACGCGGCGCUGGGCAAUUGCUUGGAGUCACCAAGCGUAUCGUCUACCAGAUGUGAGUCGAGACGCAAGGAGGCGCAGUGAUGCGCCCAGAUGUUCAUAUCAUCCCCGUGUGCCUUUGGAGAGCGUGGCGCGAAAUGUCGGACCCUCCCUGCGGACGCAUGCUCCUCCGUCAAACAGCGUCUUCAAGACCUUCGAACAGAAUCCUUUGGGCCACAAUCCUCGGAGUCUGCUCGGCAAGUUGGCCGAGCUGCUGCGAGGCACAGCUCAAGUGACCGAAUUGUGCGGGUCCGAGCCAGCCGAAAGAAGCUCAGAUCAGAAGGAUGAGGGCGAAAACACCGAGCGUGUGCUUCUUGAUGCCAGCUUCAGCGUUGACACAUGGUCGAGAGCUGCGCGCAGGGCCAGGGAAAGAGCAUCAAAAGAGGGUCAAUCGGCACAGCCUGUCCCAACGUCCACUGCACCGAUUCUGUGCCUCCGCUGUGAGAGCGCGUACCAAGGCGCCUACGGGACGUCUCAUGGCGAAGUUCCGACACAAAAUUCAUCCGAGCGCUCGAUCUGGAGCGAGACUGAACCUGAACGACCUUUGCAGCCCACAAGCGUAUUCGUGUCGAUCACUUGGACCUACGGCCACUCGCGCGCCGAUUUUGCCGCUUGCUCCAAUUCCCUUUUGAGAAGAUUGGAGACCUUGAUACCGUCUGUGAAUAACACGCAAGCGUAA